Molecule: messenger RNA, 528 nt
Organism: Suillus paluster
Lineage: Eukaryota; Fungi; Basidiomycota; Agaricomycetes; Boletales; Suillaceae
Exons: 4
Coding region: 1-528 (175 amino acids)
Source: RefSeq, a predicted model, not a curated record
AUGUCUGCACCUCUUAAGUCUCAUGAGCUGUGUGAGCUUGUUGACAAAAACCAAGUUGCUCUGCAGUCAUUACUAACAGUGGCUGGGAAUCACGGUGCACACACCAUUAAAGAACAUCUUCAAACUGAUGCACAGUAUGCUGCUCACCUCGCUAGUUUAUCGAACGACAAUGCUUUGCCGAUAGGCAAAAAACCCUACCAGGGUGACCUGCUGAUCUUUCUCAUAUACGAGGGAGUCUUCAGCAGUGUGAAGUCUAUCGGCGUCAAGUUUGCCGAGCACUUUGCCGAACUGGUGAACAACAAGGGCAAUUGUCCUGAAUGCCCCAUUCCAUUACUGGCACUUGUGGCAACAGCGGUCUAUGCAGCCCUUUUCUGGAAGACACUUGGCUCACCAGGGAAGUUCAACUUUACAGGGAAUCAAUUCAGCGAGACAUAUGUGUUUCAUGUCAAGUUCCUCGAGGACUUGAAGAGGGAUGCACCAGGAAAGUUUCAUUGCAUGAUGGCUGAUAUUUACAAAGCUGUACAGUAA